This is a messenger RNA of Zalophus californianus (California sea lion), 6442 nucleotides long. It is a transcript of the gene USP53, whose product is annotated as ubiquitin specific peptidase 53. Gene Ontology annotation, biological process: response to auditory stimulus; protein deubiquitination; sensory perception of sound. Gene Ontology annotation, molecular function: cysteine-type deubiquitinase activity. The record is from RefSeq and is a predicted model, not a curated record. The transcript is spliced from 17 exons. Lineage: Eukaryota; Metazoa; Chordata; Mammalia; Carnivora; Otariidae. The coding region runs from base 821 to 4159 and encodes 1112 amino acids. Gene Ontology annotation, cellular component: cell-cell junction.
CAGGGUCGGGCUCUGGGCGGCGAGACCAGACGCCUCUGCUUCAGUUCCCAGUGAACCUCGGCUAAGGUGGCCGCUGUUAGUGUCAGACGGGUGUUGGCGUGAGGCGGAGCUGGGCCAGCGGGAGGUAGUCCUGUGGAAGUGGAAGGCCCGUAUUUCUUUACCUGGACCGCACUCUCCCUCUCGUUAGGAAGGCAGAGCUCAAGGAGCCCAUAGACCUCAUUAGGCCACCAAAAGUGUCUCUGACAUUCGCAAAAAUGCUACAAACCAUUUCAUCUGAUUGAAGAAUUUUUGUUUUAGAUUUGCUUUGAGGUCACAUUGAUAAGAAAUAUGGAACCACCUUUGAUAACUUCACCUGUGAAAGAGAGAGUCUUCUUUCUUACUAAAAAAACAUAAGGAAAACAAAUGACCAAAGGAAUCAUGCCAGAUGGGAACUCAGCAUCUUUUUGUAUCAUCUGUUUUUUAAACCAUCAAGACCUAUGGCUUGUGCUUUAAAGAAAAUUAUUUGUUCAUCGACAUUGUUUUUAGCAGUUUAAAAAAAAUAUUUUUUACUUUAAUUGUACAAUUCUCUUACAAAAUUUAAUGCAUAUAAAAAUCUUUAAGAUUUCUUUUUUAGAACUUCAGUGUUUAUGUACCCUACUUUUGCUUGACAAAGUCGUCAAAAAUUUACAGCAUCAGGAAAGAUAUGGACUUGGAAACUUAUGUUACUGUAAUUGACUACAGUGAAUUUAAGUGGACAAUUCAAGACAUCAUCCCAUUUAUCAUCAGAAAUAUCACAUAAAUAUAUAAUUCUUACCUUUAAUGUACACAAAUUUUCUUGAAAAUGGCAUGGGUAAAAUUCUUACGGAAACCUGGCGGCAAUCUUGGAAAAACUUAUCAACCUGGAAGUAUGCUAUCCCUAGCCCCUACCAAAGGCUUAUUAAAUGAACCAGGACAAAACAGCUGCUUUCUUAAUAGUGCUGUACAGGUCUUAUGGCAAUUGGAUAUAUUCCGAAGAAGCUUGCGGGUUCUAACUGGACAUGUUUGUCAGGGAGAUGCCUGCAUAUUUUGUGCAUUGAAGACAAUAUUUGCACAGUUUCAACACAGUCGAGAAAAAGCACUUCCCUCGGAUAACAUAAGGCAUGCUCUAGCAGAGAGCUUCAAAGAUGAGCAGCGAUUUCAGUUGGGCCUUAUGGAUGAUGCUGCAGAGUGCUUUGAAAAUAUAUUGGAGAGGAUUCAUUUUCAUAUAGUGCCAAGCAGAGAUGCAGACAUGUGUACCUCUAAGUCUUGUAUCACUCACCAGAAGUUUGCUAUGACUCUGUAUGAACAGUGUGUAUGUCGCAGCUGUGGAGCAUCAUCAGAUCCUCUACCUUUUACAGAAUUUGUGCGGUACAUUUCUACAACAGCCCUGUGCAAUGAGGUAGAAAGAAUGAUGGAAAGGCAUGAACGUUUUAAGCCUGAAAUGUUUGCAGAAUUGCUGCAAGCAGCAAAUACGACUGAUGACUAUAGGAAAUGUCCUAGUAACUGUGGCCAAAAAAUAAAAAUUCGCCGUGUUUUAAUGAAUUGCCCAGAGAUUGUUACAAUUGGUUUAGUAUGGGAUUCUGAGCAUUCUGACUUGACCGAAGAUGUUGUUCGGAAUCUAGCAACACAUCUUUAUCUUCCUGGGCUUUUUUAUAGAGUUACUGAUGAAAAUGCCAAAAAUAGUGAACUUCACCUAGUUGGUAUGAUCUGCUACACCAGCCGACAUUAUUGUGCCUUUGCUUUUCAUACCAAGAGUUCCAAAUGGGUAUUUUUUGAUGAUGCAAAUGUGAAAGAGGUUGGGACUAGAUGGAAGGAUGUGGUCUCCAAAUGUAUCCGAUGCCAUUUCCAGCCACUGCUUUUGUUUUACGCAAACCCAGAUGGCACAGCAGUUUCUACUGAAGAUGCACUUAGGCAGGUCAUCAACUGGUCACAUUAUAAAUCCGUUGCAGAAAAUAUGGGAUGUGAAAAGCCCUCAAUUUAUAAGUCAGAUAAUUCAAAAGAAAAUGGAUUUGGUGAUCAGGCAAAACAGAGAGAAAAUCAGAAAUUUCAAACAGAUAAUAUUUCAUCAUUUAAUCGGAGCCACAUUCAAACAAGUGGCAGUAGAGGACCAGUUAAGUUAAGUCACAGUGAUCGAAGGGAAAAAAUAAAAGACAUUUCCAGAGAAUGUGCUUUAAAAGCCAUUGAACAGAGAAACUUACUUUCCUCACAAAGGAAAGAUUUGGAGAGGGGACAAAGGAAAGAUUUGGGCCGACAUAAAGAUUUGGUUGAUGAAGACCUUCCACAUUUCAAGUCUGGAUCACCUCCUGCCCCAAAUGGCUUUAGACAAUAUGGAAACCCACAUCUCUAUUAUAGUCAAGGAAAAGGACCAUGUAAACAUGACCGAGUUGCCCAUCAGAGUCGAGCUUCUGCACAAAUACUGAGUUCAAGUAAAUCCCAGAUUCUUGCCCCAGGAGAGAAAGUAACUGGCAAACUUAAGAGUGACAGUGGCACUGGAUAUGAUACAGACAGCAGCCAAGAUUCUAGGGAUAAAGGAAGCAGCUAUAGUGGCAGCAGUAAAAGCCGGACCCGAGGUUGGAAACCUAUGAGAGAAACGUUAAAUGUUGAUAGUAUUUUUAAUGAAAGUGACAAAAGACAGCAUAGUCCAAGACAUAAAUCAAAUAUCAGUAACAAACCUAAAUGUAGCAAAGAUCAGAGUUUUAACAACUGGCCAAAAGAAAACCCAAAGCAAAAAUGUUUAAUGACCAUAUAUGAAGAUGAUAGGAAGCAGGAAAUAGGAAGCAGGAGUUCCCUUGAAUCUAAUGGAAAAGGAGCAGAGAAAAAUAAAGGCGUCAAAGAGACUAAAGUUCAUGGUGACAAUUGGCAGAUGCAAAGGACCGAGUCUGGAUACGAAAGUAGUGAUCAUGUCAGUAAUGGAUCUGCUAAUUUGGAUUCACCUGUUAUCGAUGGAAAUGGUACAGUAACGGAUAUCAGUGGUGUUAAAGAAACAGUAUCCUGCAGUGACCAGGUAAAGACAAACAACCUAAAUAUAGAAUGUGUCAGCUCUUCCUCCCAACAGAGCAAAAACUACUUAGAAGCCUCAGGCUUUAGAAAAGAACUGAAGAAUUUGGAAGUAGGCUAUAAAUCUCAUGAGUUCCACCCAGAGUCACAUCUACAAAUAAAAAAUCCUUUGAUGAAAAGGUCACAGAUACAUGAAACCAAUGGAAAGUUAUUCCCUUCAUCAGGUCCACAGAUACUCAAGGACAAUGCAGCAAAAGAGCAUAUCCACCAGUCAGGUGAACAGAAACUUGAAACCCCAAGUGAAUGCAAAUUUUCUGAGUGGCUUAAUACAGAAAAUUCUGAGAGAACAGGGUUAUUUUUUCAUGAUGAUAAUUCUCCUGGAAAGAGAAUGAACAGUAAUGAAGUAGUCUCAUCAUCUUCAUUGUGGUCUUCACACAUGAGAUCUCUUGGGGUAAAGCCAGAAACUUCUCCCCUCAUCCAGCAGCAAACUAUGAUGGAACAAUGUUGCUCUGAGAACUCUCUGUCCAGGGAACAUAUCGUUCAGUCAACCUGCAGGUCUGAUGGUUGUCAGAUGCCGAAACUUGUUAGCCAUAAUCCACCACCUCCUUUGCCACCAAAGAAAUAUGCUAUAACCAGUGUGCCACAGUCAGAGAAAAAUGAUCCCACACCUAAUGUAAAACUUACAGAGAUGUUUAAAGCUAAUUCUUCUAGUCUUCCAAAGCACAGUUUAAAUUUGGAUUCAGAACCAGGUUCAGAAGUAGGUACAUAUAUGAAUGAUCAAAGACUUAAGGAAACAUUUCAAAUAAAAGAGCAUGUUGGCAACACACCAAACUACCUGUCAAGCUUUUCAACUAAAGAUUUUCAGGCAGACUUGGGUACAGUUGUUGAUACAUUUUGCCAACCAGAAAUAGACUCUAGUUCUAUCUGUCCAAAUGAGACCAUUUCAUUAACUACCUAUUUUUCAGUUGAUAGCUGCAUGACUGAUACAUACAGACUGAAAUACCAUCAGAGACCCAAGCUCUGUGUUCCAGAAAGCGGUGACUUUUGUAAUGAUCAUGAAAUAUCUCAGAGUGAAAGAGGGCUAGCACCUGUGUUACACAACAGUCUUGGUUCAAACUGCCCUUCUGAGCAGAGAUAUAAACCUAGUAUACACUGUAAUAGAUAAGUGAUGAAACUGGUAAGCUUAUACUUCUCAGAGGCCGUGAAAAUAUAAUAGGAAUUGACUGAUGAAACCUGGUGAUACGUGAAACUAAAACCGUGGCAUUUUUAAAGUCAUUAAUCACUUUAAUUUUCUAUAUAUAUUUUUUAUUUUGUGAUCAAUUUAUUGGAUAUUUUAGAAAUUCUCUUUGAAUAGUCUUGGCAUGCCUGCAAAACAGAAAAUCAGAAGGUAUGCAAAAAGUCACUGCUGCAGUUGAAUAAAAAUGUAAUUUGUUCCUUUAUACGUGGCUAGUAGACCCAUAAGUAUUAAACUAACCAGUACACACAUUUGUAGAUUGGUAAACUAUGCUAAUUGAAAAAUACCAGGUGAUACAUAGUUUGUGUAGUCAAAGCAGUAUUUGCUUUAUGAAGAAGCACUUUCUAAUGGGUAACCAACCAAAAGAGGGCUUCACCCAUUUGUUUUUGACUUCUAUGAUAGUCUACUACAUACGAUCCCUUUAAGUGUCUUAAAAAAUAUCAACCCAUGAAAUUGAUAGCAUUUGUGGGGGGAGCCUUAAUGAUAAAGCAGUUUUUAAAUUCUUAAGGUCAGAACAGAAGAAACUUAAUUUUGCUCCUAGAACUUUAAUCUUCAUAAUGCCUCGUUAACAUAAAUUAGGACUUUGUUGUAUCAUAAACUUACUUCAGCCAUGUAAGCUAAAAAUAAGUGAAAUUCUUAACGUUAGUAUAUUUAUUUGUUACAUUUUUUUCUAAUUUUAUAUGAAAUGUGAAAGGUUUUAUUUUGGUUUGGUUUAUUUGGGGCUGCUAAUAACCAUUGUUAGGAAUUUAACUUAAAGCCCACUGGGGAUGUCACUGUGACUGCCUAAAUUUUCCCUGCUAUCAUCUUAACCUCUCUUUAUAGGUCGUCAACCCAUUUUAAUGAUUUUCAGAUUCUUGAAUCCGAGUACUUCUGGGUUCCAGAUUCAAUUUCAACUUUCAUAUAGAGGGUUUAAUUUUAAUGAAAUGUAUUAAUUUUAGCAUCCCUCCCAUUUUUCUAAACAGUCAUUUUACCCUACUUUCACGGAGAGGCCUUUUUUUUUUUAAAUAAAGGAAUUUUCCAUUAUCAUUAUGACCUUAUAAAUGCAAUUAAGUUACAUUAAUUGCUUUAUUAGUUGUCAUUUUAUUUUGUACUAAGUUGAUAAAUGUAUUGUGGCUAAGUGUUGUAUUGUCCAUGUAAGAAAAUUGAAAAUUAGAGAAUUAAAAAUUUUUUUUACAUUAAUAAACUUCAUACAUAUGACUUAAUUCUAUAAACUGAUUAGUAAAUUUAAUGUUUUGACCAGCUCCACAAAUUGUUAAAAUAUUCCAAAAUGUAAAUGAUUAAAAAUAAGUAUUCCUAGAUAAAUAUAAAAUAAUUGCUUGUAAAAACCUAAUCUCACCCAGUUAAGAAAUCUUGCUCAAUUAUUGUCUUCCACCUAGAGAAGUUUUUACUAGCCUUUUCUAACUGUAACAGUAGGGUUAUUAGUUUAUAUUCUCUUAAUUUUACUUGAAUAUGAACUAUAUUAUAUUAAACUUUUAUCUUUUAAGAAAGCUUAUUUUUAAUUAACUUUUAGUAUGGAGGGUUUGUAAAUACUGUAAAGUUUCUAAAAUUGUAUUUGAAAUAUCAUUGUAUUUAAUUACUGCUUUUAUAACAUUGUAAAAUACUAAAAAAUGGGUUUCAAUAUUUUUAAUAACUUUGAAAAACUUUGUCUAGCUUUUUUUUAAGAUUUCUAUUUGGUCAAGAUGUCCAGUUAAAAAUGUAUUAUUUGAAACAUAUAAACUAAUUUCUGGUAUUUAACAGCAGUCUCAUAGAUUUGUAUUUUCAACUCAGUUGAGUUGCAACAUCAAAUAGAAAUAUCUAAUUUUGGCUCUUUAAAAAGAGUAAUGUCCAGUUGAAACCACCUGAAUCAUGUAAUAGUACUAACAAACUAGGAACUGUUUCUGUUGAUUCAACACUCCAAAUACAGAUUUGAAUACAUAAUUACUAACUAUUCACAUGUAAAAUUUUUAUUUCUAGAGUACCUAAUUUUUAUAUGUGUUUUCUUCUGGUUAUAAAAUUAUGGUAACUUCUGAAAUAAUGCAACCAAUAAUUAUUGUAAUGUUCAAAAUACUUAUCUUCAGACUGUUGAUUUUUCUGUGAAAUCAGUUUCUUCCGGUUCAGAAUUUUUUUUUAAGAUAAACUGAUUUUUGGGGCGCCUCAGUGGCUCAGUCGUUAAGCAUCUGCCUUCGGCUCAGGUCAUGAUCCCAGGGUCCUGGGAUCGAGCCCCACAUUGGGCUC